AUGGCUCUUCGGACAACGCGCUACAUCCCAGACCACCUCAGCCGAGCAACUCAAAUACAGCUAUCAAGGAUACCAAUUACCGCGAAACCUACCGAUAUUCGCCGUCUUGUAGCCCGAGCUCAAGCUCCAGGGGUGGAGGAUGUGGCUAUUGAAUAUCGCCAACUAGAGCCUACUGGUCGUGCCUUCCUCAAACUGACGCAUACAAGUCUACUAAUGCCUUGUCUUACUGCACUCGAAAGUGUUUCAAUAGCUGGCGUCCAUCCACUGGCUGAACCCUCUGAUCGCAAAGCUUCCCGAAGCACAUUCAGCGGACUCAGCUCAGAACUUGGAAGCGACGGAAAGCAUGCAGUGGUGGAGGGAAUUCCGAGUGGGGCUGGUGGGGGUCAUACAGUCCUCGAGCAGUUGUUGGCCUCCAUGCAUUUCCGCCGACCUCAUACGAACGAAAGAUACGUCGAAAAAUUGGCAUCGCGAACUCAGGCCAUACAUCGCUUUCUCGUUCGUCUUGCUUCUCCUGCAGAGGCCCAACGUUUGGUUAGGCUUGUCCAUAUGACGCAUUAUCUUCCUUCUCUCUAUGGCACCAAGUAUCCUCUGCGGGCACGGGUAAUAUAUUGA
Messenger RNA from Mycena indigotica, 612 nucleotides. RefSeq lists its product as uncharacterized. Lineage: Eukaryota; Fungi; Basidiomycota; Agaricomycetes; Agaricales; Mycenaceae. The record is from RefSeq and is a predicted model, not a curated record. The transcript is spliced from 3 exons. Bases 1 to 612 code for a protein of 203 amino acids.